AUGGCGGAAUUCUACCGGGAAUUUUGGGAAAGCAGAAGCGAAAUUGUUCUGGAUGGGUUUGACCUUCUCAUUGAAAAUUGGAUCGAAUUACUCGACGAAAGGAAUAAGAGCGGCAAAUACGCGUUUCCACAUUUCAGAGAAGAACCAACUCAUCUAUUCUACUUUUCUGAUCAUGUGAUGAUAUGGAGAGCGCUCAAAUCGGUGGAAAGUGUUGGAGUGACAUCUUCAGAACUGAAGGCCCACAGCUCCAAAAGCUACUCGCCUAUCACAGUCAAAACUAAUAUCAUCAGCAGAUUCACUACUAUGGAGGAUUCAUUUGUCAAGCGGCGUAUGUUGGCAGUUUCACGAAGCCCUUCCGAGAACGGGUUUCUAUUUCAACCAGAAGAUACGGUACUCUUCUACGCUAUGGAUAUGGGUUUUUUCGAUAAACCGGGAAUGAAGGCAGACAAAUCUGAUAUCUGGAUCAACAAAAUUGAUGUUUGGAAGAGCGUUGUGGAUUGUCAGGUUCAGCAUGAGGAUAAUCAAGACGUUUAUUGGGUCAACCCGUUACAGUUUGCCCUGGCUCUGGUUUUAUCAACAAGAAAUAAAGGGGCAAACUCAAUGCCAGCAACUGAAAUGUAUAGUUACUCGAAAAACAUUCUUUUUGGAAGUUCAUCUAGGAAUGGGCUCUUUCCGGGAUAUUUAGAUGAGAACAAGGAGCCCCUCAUAUUUUCUGAUGAGUCAAAGAGUGAGGACUACUGGUACACAACAUUUGAGGUGCCAUACAUUCUAUGGAGUUAUUUAGCUCCUCUGCCACAAAAAGAGCAGAACUUACAGAUGGACUCCCUCCUGCGAACUGUGACUGCAGAGCAAGUUACGGUUCCAAAUGUCUCCAAGAUUUAUCAAGUGCUCGAAGACAUACUUACGCAUAAAGAUAUGGCAUCUUCCCAAGAAGGCGUCUUUCUGAGACGCAGCAUGCCAUUCAAUAACAUUAUCGACAAGAAAAAUAUUGCAAAUCUUUCUGAUGAAUGGUUAUAUAAUGAACCACAGAUCUUCAAUCAUACGCGCGAUAUCGCAAAUCUGAUUGAAGAGUUUCUUGCGAAAAAGGAUUCCAAUGCAAAUAGACUCUCGAUUCGGGCCGACGAUAUGAUGCACCAGAUGGUGAAACAUAUGACGAAUGAGGCUCAAAUUACUGAAGCUCAAAAUACUGAAGCUCAAAAUACCGAAGUUCAAAAUACCGAAGCUCAAAAUCCUAACGCCACGAUUGGCUACAUCGUUGAUGUGCCAAAAACAAAACAUCACCAAAAGAAUAAAGCCGACCCAGUUUACUUUUGGAUUAAUGAAGAUAUGUAUGCUCUCUUGGGCAAAAUGCGAACACGGGAAGAGGCUAAGAAGAGGCUAUUUGUUUUUUCCCGAGCAAAUCCACUUACUGCAUUGGCUUUUUAUCUUGCCUCGCCCGACUCUGAAAAGGAACAGCUUUCAUUCUUCUUUAGAAGGCACGCGACUUAUGAUAAAUACUUUAACGAAGAAGUGACACCUGUGCUUAACAGGUGGGUUACUGAGUUUCAUUUAUCAUUUUAUCAGAUUGUUGAUGGGCACAAAACUCCUAUCAAUUCAUGCAUCCCUCCAUUGGAUCAGAUUAAACUCCCCAGCAUCAAUAGCCCUAAUAAGAAGACUUGGAUUAGUCGAGUUAUAAUGAGCUUCAGAUUUGAUGGAGAUUUCUUUAAUCGCUAUUGGACAUGCCAUUUUCUUGAGUUCGAUCCACAAUGUUUGGGGGAAAAUACCUUACCGGAUCUGCUUAAGGCUGAUGAUGGUGCUUCGAAACCUCCCUGGAAGCAGCGGCAGGUUCUGGAGCUCAUCUUGGUUGAUCGUAUUUUGGACAUCAAGCAAGGCAUACUGCGACGUUCUAUGGGACAUGAAAGUGGACCGGUAGCCGGUCCCAUACCCGUUUUCUCAGAUCCACUUCAUCUGUUUGCAGAUAUUAGCAGCAAAAGCAUGGCCGACUCUGCCCGCCAGAUUUGGCGUCAGUUUCAACACCUACUACAAGGUGUGGAAGAUGAUCUUGGCGAUAAUUUGGUCAAAAUUGGCCUUUGGAGGAAUCGCGAGCAAGAGCGUGGACUCAACAGGCCACGGUGGACUAUCAAAGAUGAACGACGUUAUAGAGGGGCCAUUUCCAAACGACUUUCAUCAAUCAAUCAAAAAAUUCGCGAACUGGAGCAAAUUCACGCCGAUAUCGGGUCCUUGAAGGCAUCACUUAUCAAGAGGCUAGAAAUUGCACAAGAAGAGUGGGAAACGAGAAACACUAAUAGCAUUCGACUAUUUACGAAAACCGGCUACCUCGGGGGAGGAAAGGAGACCUACGGUGGGAAGCGGGCAAACUCUUGGGAUAUCUCAGUCCGAACAGGAUACAGCGCCAGAAGGAGGCCGUACGGGAACCUCCAGUGA
Messenger RNA from Trichoderma virens Gv29-8, 2424 nucleotides. RefSeq lists its product as uncharacterized. The transcript is spliced from 3 exons. Bases 1 to 2424 code for a protein of 807 amino acids. The record is from RefSeq and is a predicted model, not a curated record. NCBI's taxonomy places the organism in Eukaryota, Fungi, Ascomycota, Sordariomycetes, Hypocreales, Hypocreaceae.